AUGGCUGUUGGGGGCUCUUCUAGUUCUGCUACACCGGUGGCCACUACGGUGACGAGCAAUAGUGAUGGCAACUGCUUGGUUGAGAAUAUUUCCGCUUCCUCAACCAUGACAUUACGGGAGGACCUCGGACAGGAAAAACCAGGGGCAGGUUCGGAGCAGUCAUCUGGUUUAGCCAAUAAAGAUCCUCAGAUUUGCCUAACCGGCCGAGCUACUCUUAACCCUGCUACUAUCGCUAUCGAUCCGACGAGUUUUACUAUGAUUUCAGCCACUCCGUCUUCGAGCUCCAUGACAUCGGAAUCAGGAUCCGUGCCUUUGCCUUCUUCCGUUGGUGGCAUCAAGAGUGGUGGAGGAGGCACACGCUUCGACGUGGUCACAAUUGAGGCUGCAGCACAGCAUCGUGAACUCUCGAAUUUGAGUCCUCAAACGCCUAAUUGCGGUUCCGGGUCACAAAAGUCAGUUUUGUGUUCCUCAUCCCAUAUUACUUCACAAAUUUAA
This is a messenger RNA of Protopolystoma xenopodis, 495 nucleotides long. The record is from the annotation of a GenBank genome assembly. NCBI's taxonomy places the organism in Eukaryota, Metazoa, Platyhelminthes, Monogenea, Polystomatidea, Polystomatidae.